Molecule: messenger RNA, 1684 nt
Organism: Anneissia japonica
Lineage: Eukaryota; Metazoa; Echinodermata; Crinoidea; Comatulida; Comatulidae
Exons: 10
Coding region: 82-1509 (475 amino acids)
Source: RefSeq, a predicted model, not a curated record
GCGGGGCUUAGCUUGCAUAGCACAUGGACGCAGCAUAACUUUCUGUCAGGCGGUUUGACAGAGAGACACCUAGCUCAGAGAAUGGAGAAACAAGAAACUUGUACUCAUUAUGGACCUGCUACUCACAAUGAACCUAACAACAAUGUGGCUUUCCAUGGUAACAUGCAGUCUUUUGGAGCUAUGAGGACAGAGAUUGGAAUGCUCUCUUACAGAAGUGCUAUUGCAGACCUGGAAGCUAGUGUAGGCCAACUCAAAUUAACAAGUGACUGCCAAGUUGUUGAAAGGAUCUGUCGGCUUCUCUCUCAUCAUGGCCACGACUUGGAAACACAAAAUAAAAAUAAGUUGGAUGAAUUGUUCAAAACAUUGAAGAGUGUAGCAGGAAGUACACGUGUAGACGUGCAAUCAAGAUUGCGUCUACUUCAGUUGUUCAAACUACGAACUAGUGGAUGGGGUCGUGCUGCAACUCCAGAUAAUGCUAAGAUUCAUGAGCAGAGAGGGCAGAGUACCGUACAUAAUGUGACUGGUGUGAGCUGUGCCACCACCACCAUACCACCAAGUAAUAUACCGCAAAGUACAACCAAUAUGUGUAGUACUGGUAGAACAAUAGUAUCAAGAUAUAUGCCAACAACCAGUGUUUGUAGUACCACGACCACCACUGUACCAAGAUACGGGUUUCAAAAUACAUAUUGUACCACCACCAUAUCACCGUGGUGUGAGCCUAUAAGUACCACCAGUGUGUGCAGUACCAAUACCACCACCAUACCGCCAAGGUAUGUUGGUUCUGCUGAACCUAAGAGUCCGAUGUCAACUGUAACUUUAAUACUAACUAAACUGCAAGCUGAAAAGUUGAUUCUAAAAGGAAAAGUAGCUCUACAGGAUGUGUGUGUGUCAUGCCAAGUUGAAGUUGCAUUCCACCAAGAAGCAACAUCCAAGUACAUAAAGGCUGUGUUGAGUGGGCAUGCUUCAGGGGUUGAAGAAGCCAGAGUGAGACUAUACAAACUUAUCCAGGAAGAUGAUGAUACUUCCGAUGAUCUACGCAAACAUGAAGAAACAAUGCAGCAGCCAAAACCAGAAAAGGGUCAAUGCUCGAAAAUAGAGCUGAUGCCAAUUCCAAAAAAAGACAUCCACGUAGAAAAUGAGCAUGUGCCAGGCUUCUUCUUGCAGUUAAACAAUGAAAACAAAAAUGACAGUCGAUGGAAAAGGACAUUUGUACCAAAGCGAGCAUUGAACCAGAACAAAGAGUGCAGCAGCGGCAACGAUGUGGAUUCUGAAGUAACAGUUAGCAAGAAAGUUUAUUCUCGAGAGUUCCUUUUGUCUUGCUGGCAUCACUCUAGCACACAUACCGUACCUUCAGACCUGAUAGCUAGUGAUAUAUUAGUCUCUGAUAUGCGAUGGCAACCUAGUCCAUUUGAUGUUCUAAAGCCCACAAACAACUGGAGAGACGCGAUGGACACUGGUAUCUCGUUUACACAGUCAAGACGCAUGUUUACAGAACGAAAAGGUCUCUAGUAGCCUUAUUUUGCACAGCUAACAGUUUUUAUGUUCAGAUUUUUGCAAAUCAGGAACACUAGGCCGUACAUGCUGGCCAAAUAACAGCCCUUAUUUCAUGGACUUCAAAUGCUCUAGACAUUAUUGUGGAAAUGAUAUCUGUACAUUAAAAGGAACCAGUUGUUUUGAUUUGUAA